This is a messenger RNA of Pseudocercospora fijiensis CIRAD86, 666 nucleotides long. RefSeq lists its product as uncharacterized. The transcript is spliced from 3 exons. The coding region runs from base 1 to 666 and encodes 221 amino acids. Lineage: Eukaryota; Fungi; Ascomycota; Dothideomycetes; Mycosphaerellales; Mycosphaerellaceae. The record is from RefSeq and is a predicted model, not a curated record.
AUGGUCACAGCAAAGACGACGGUGUCCCUGACAGCGACGGUCUGGUCGACCGAGCCCAGCGAGGACAACGCCAUUGCCGAUACCCCUCAAAUCAGCGAGCCUGAUGCAGACCGAGAUGAUGUCGACGUCCUGUCCACCAUCUCGCCGACAAUCCCAGCACCUUCUCCUCUUCCCGAAGACAGUCCUCACAAGUACGGACUGAGAGACGAGAUUGACACACCCGAGGUGCCCGACGUGCCGGAGAAUAUUGCGCUGCCAAAAGCCAGACGGAAAAGCAGUGGACCUGAACUUUUCAAUGACUCCGAAGGACGACGCAAGAGGCAUAACUUCAAGUCCUCCGGCUUCGCCUACACACGGCCCCUCACGCUGAAUCAAAUCAAAUGUUAUCGUGGUCACGAUCGACUCUUGCUUAGUAGGAACAAGCAUGCGCCAGUUGAGUGUGCCGUAUGCCAUAUCGAUGACGAUGCCGAACACUUCAGCUGCAGUUGGUGUGCGCUUCGGAUGUGCAAGUUUUGUCGCAAGGAUUUCGCAGCGCGCGGCAUAGCGGCGCUGCGAGAACGGAUCAAGCUUGCAGAGCUUGGUGGAAGGAGAGUAGAUUCGGCACACAGCAGCGCCAGCAGUGAGAGUUUGGAGGCAUUGGCCAAACUCACGUCGGCGUACAAUUGA